AUGGCCUCCAUUCGAAAACACUCCUCUUCUUCUUCUACUUCUGUCGAUGAGAUUAAGCCAUGGAAGAUCAAAGUGCAGAUCAUUCGAACGUGCGAGGGAAAUAACAGAGAAUCAGGCAACUCCGUCGAUAUGGUUUUACUCGAUUCGUCGGGAACAAGAAUUCACACAACUAUUCACGAAGCUUUCUCCAAAUGGAUUUCGGAUAUUGGUAGUGGAAAGAUCAACAAGCCGAAUGAUGGAGAAACCGAAAUUGAUAUCCCUCAAGAUUUGCUGAUAACUGAAUGCAAAGAUCCUAUCAAAACCAUAGUGAAUGAAGUUUACGGAGAAUCUUUUGCACAGUCCUUAACUAAUCCUGAUUUUUAUCAAGAGAAGGCUAUUUUGUGUCAUGCAAAUGACGUUGAUCGGAUUAAUGAUUAUAUGCUUUCACAGUUACCAGGUCAAGAGAAAGAAUGUUACAGCGCUGAUAGCAUCCCUCCAGCUCACUCAACCGCGAAUGACGAUAUGAUAUUCCCUCCAGAAGUUUUGAAUAGCAUCAAAGCUUCAGGAUUGCCUGAUUUUAAGUUGAGACUAAAGGUUGGUGUUCCCGUCAUGUUACUUAGGGACCUUAAUCCUUACGAUGGGUUAUGUAAGGGGACAAGACUUCAAAUUACUCGUCUGGAAACUUUUGUGCUUGAGGCUAGGAUUAUAUCAGGUACUAAGCUUGGUGAGAAAGUCUUGAUCCCUAGGAUUAUUUCAUACCCAACAGAAGCAAGUUUUCCAAUCAAAAUGAGGCGUAGGCAGUUUCCUUUGAAACUUGCAUUCGCUAUGGCUAUAGAUGAAAGUGAUCAAGUGCAAACACUUUCCAAAGUCGGUCUAUAUCUACCAAGACGACUGUUCUCUCGUGGACAGAUGUAUGUUGCCAUAUCCAAAGUGAAGUCCAGUGCUGGUUUGGAAGUUCUUAUCACAGAUACAGAAGGGAUGCCCCAGGAAGAAAUUAAGAAUGUGGUGUUCAAGGAGGUGUUUCAGAACAUUUAG
This is a messenger RNA of Camelina sativa (false flax), 1014 nucleotides long. RefSeq lists its product as uncharacterized. Gene Ontology annotation, cellular component: replication fork. NCBI's taxonomy places the organism in Eukaryota, Viridiplantae, Streptophyta, Magnoliopsida, Brassicales, Brassicaceae. Gene Ontology annotation, biological process: DNA replication. The record is from RefSeq and is a predicted model, not a curated record.